Molecule: messenger RNA, 1588 nt
Organism: Didymodactylos carnosus
Lineage: Eukaryota; Metazoa; Rotifera; Eurotatoria; Philodinida; Philodinidae
Source: the annotation of a GenBank genome assembly
CUACCAAUCCAGAAACUAUUUUGAAAAUUACAACCGGUACGUGUUAUCUGGGUUUGGAAUGUUCUAUUCAUCGUUUAGGCUGCUUAGAUUGGAGAGAAAUAUGCGAUGGUAAAUGUGAUUGUUUAGAUAGAUGUGAAGAUGAAGCCUUUUGUUCAAUGUUAAGGGAAAAUACAUGUAAGAGAGAUGACGAAUAUCAAUGUCUAAAUAAGAUGUGUGUACCGAGUGUACUGUCAUUCGAUAAAUCACCAAUUGAUUGUGUAGAUGGCUCAGAUGAAACAGUUGGUAAUUUUUUCCAUAGAGAUGAUUGUUUUAAAACAGCAUCAGAUAAUUGUGAUGAAAUUUCGUGUGAUUGGUUAGAAUUUACUUGUGGAGAUGGUCAAUGCAAAGAAUCAUUUGUUCCUAAUAUUUAUCAUGUUUAUCGGCCUGAAUUUAAUUGUGCAAAUGGACGGGAUUUACUUUAUACACGAAAUAUGUUGACAUUUGAGAAUAAUAAUGGAAUUAAUGUAAUAUUUUUGCAGAAAACGUCAUCACAGCAACAUUCGAAAACAACAAAUGUUUUUGUUCAUGAACAUCAACAAUUAGUUACUGUUACCAAGGACGAAAAUUUAGAUCUAUUAUGGCAUUGUAAUCGUGGAAUCUUAAUUGAAUCGACUAAUCCAGGAAAUUAUUGCCUUUGUUCACAGAAUUAUUAUGGUAGUCGAUGUCAAUAUCAGUCAGAACAUAUACUCAUUAAUUUAUUCAUUGCAACACCCACGUUGUCAAAAUAUUCUUCAGUUAUGCAGUUACUUAUUUUAAUGAUUGACUCAGCUAUUGACGAUGCAGUUGUUUCCUACGACUAUAUUUAUCAUUUCUCAGACGAUUGUAUACCAAAAUAUAGUGUACAAUUAUUAUAUCCAAAAAUACCAAUACAAUUCGCAAGUCAUUAUUAUAUUCGAAUUGAUGCUUAUAAUCAGCAUGAAAUUGGUAAUACGAAUACGAAACUUGAAUAUAAAGCCUCUUGGUAUUUUGAUAUUGAUUUUUCGUUUUUGCCUGUCAAUCGUUUGUCAACAGUUUUAAUUAUACCAGAAAUUAGUCAUGUUCAAAGAUCAUGCUCUGAAACAAAUUUAACAUGUGUUCAUGGACGGUGUACUGAAUACUUAAAUACGAAACAAUUUUUUUGUCAUUGUGAAAUGGGAUGGUCAGGUAAAAAUUGUAGUUCAUAUCAACAGUGCGGUUGUGCUAAUGAUUCAAUUUGUAUUGCUCGUAAAACUAUUGCUACAAUGGUAAAUCUUUCACCAAUUUGUCUAUGUCAGUUAGGUAAAACUGGUCGUUCAUGUCAUGCUUCAAAUCCUAGUUGUUCGUAUUCGUCAUGUUCAAACGGUGGUACUUGUGUGCCAUUGGAUGUAAGACAUUUAAAUACUAAAUGUAUUUGUCCAAAUGGAUAUACAGGACUUGAUUGUAGUUUAAAAAUGGCUGAAAUUAAUAUUUUGUUUCAAAUACCAAAAAUACCAUUGUCUGUCAUUGUACAUUGCAUUAGCGAAAUUGGAAUUGAAUUUUCAUUUUAUGAACGUAUUCCAUUGAAUCUAGAUCAAUUAACCAUACAAUUAAA